AUUUUGGUGAAGAGCUAAGCCAAACUUUCAAGCUGAAGGAGCCUAAAUACAGCACGUGUCACCCAUUGACCUCAAAGGGCUUGGCAAUCUAGAUAGGAGUGACCUGAAGAUGAAACCCUCUGCCACCUAUGAGCUGUUAGUGGACGGUAUUGGGCCAUGGGACUUCACUGGCAGUUUUGUUCCUUGUGAGCUGCUACUUGUUGGAGAGGAUGCCUACCCUAUACUUGUGAGCUCUAAGAAGCAGGUUCUGAUUGCCGUUUCACAGUAUGGGAAGGGCCGGAUGGUCGUUGUUUCCCAUGAAGGAAUCUUGAAGGACUCCAACUUUUCCCAGUUCCUCAGAAAUGCUGUGGAGUGGCUCAAGCCCUCGCCCGAGGCCCUGGUUGGGGUCCAUCCUCAUUUGGAUUCCCUCUCCCAGCUGCUGCUCCAGGCUGGCACCAAAGUACAGGCUGGGGCAGAGCUCAGCUGCUCCCUGGGGGUGUACUGUAUGGACGCCUAUGACAGCACACAGGCGAAAGACCUGGUUGGCUUUGUAAAGGGGGGUGGAGGGCUGCUCAUUGGAGGCCAAGCCUGGUACUGGGCUAGUCAACAUGGCAAGGAGAAGGUGCUGUUUGAAUUCCCUGGGAACCAGGUGACCAGCGUGGCUGGCGUGUACUUCACAGGAAACGCAGUGGAGAAAGGCAUCUUCAAAGUCUCCAAGAAAAUUCCUAAGAUCCCAUUAAUUGUCCCGCACCAGGCCAACCUCAGCCUUGAUGCUGAGUGUCUCCUGCGUGGUGUGUCGGAGCUGGAUUUGGUGACGGGGGGCGCGCCCUCCAUCUUGCUGGUGCACGGUGUACUCUCCUUCCCGCUCUGCCUGGACAGCUCGCACCGCUGCCUCUUAGCUGCGGCACGCUACGGCCAAGGCCGUGUCGUGGUGGCCACCCACGAGAGCCAGCUGUUCUCCCCAAAGCUGGCCAGAUUCCUGCUCAAUGCUGUCCGCUGGCUGGAUGCUGGGAGAAAGGGGCUGGUGGGUGUGGAUGCCAGCCUGAAGAAGCUGUGUAGCCUCCUCUCUCGGGAAGAGGUGAAGUCGCAGGUGUCGCAGCUGACGGGCGACAUCAGCGUCUACUGCUGCUCUUCGUACAGCGACAGAGAGGCCGAGAGGGUUCACGCUUUCGUGGCGGAGGGAGGCGGCCUACUGAUUGGGGGCCAGGCCUGGUACUGGGCUUCCCAGAACCACGGCAAAGCUGCUGUGGCACAAUAUCCUGGCAACAAAAUCCUGAACCGCUUUGGGCUGAGCAUCCUGGGGCAGAGCGUCCAGGCAGCGAAGCUCCCGGCCGUGGGGUCAGAGGAGCACUACCACUUCCGCAGGGCGCUCGCUCUUUUCAACGGGCACGUAGACAAGCGUGAGGAGCUCAAGGGCCCCUUGAAGGACUGGCUGCGAAGGCUAGCGCAAGACUGCGCUGCCUUUCUGCACAUCCCGGCCCACGACUGCCCGGCGUAUGCCUCGCUCCACCGCAUCCUGACCAAAGUGCUUCAGAGAAGUGGGAUCCCGCAGGUCAGCGGGCACUGCCCUGUCAAGAGCAACUCCAAAGAGGCAGUCCUUCUCUGCAUGGCGACCGAGCUGUCCCUCACCAUGACGGACAGUGCAGCCCUAGUGCAGAAGUCUGCCGCUGGGGUCUGUGCCCCCCCCAUCACUGUGGAAAUUGAUGGCACAAACCCAGGUAAGACAGCCUGGAGGAGUACAGGACUCUACCUCCCUGAAGGCCACACAGCAGUUAUAACAUUCCCUUGCCUGGUGGUCAGUGCUGGUCUGAAGGUGCAGAUUGGGUGUCACACGGAUGACCUCUCUCACGCCACAGAGCUGAAACGGGCCCCGGUGGUAAUACGUACCUGUGAUAUCGCCUGUCAGAAACAGUCUGUUUCCUGCCUCUGGGGUGGCCUUAUUUAUGUCGUAGUACCAGCAAAGAGUGUCCUGGGGAAAGUGCCCAUCACGGUGGAAGGGGCAGUCAGAGCUCCUUUCUUCAGGCUUGGGGAGACCUGUGAAAGCCAGUGGAAGGCCUGUAUCCGGCACUACCCUGCACCCUGGGCAGAACUGGCUGUUGAGAAUCUCAUCCUGACAGUGCCGUCUGACAGCAUCCGUCACAUGGAGAACCCACAGCCGCUGCUGACCCUGUGGAAUGAGAUCAUGGUGGCAAUAAGCAAAUUGGCAGCCAUACCAACAAAAUUCCCAAGGCCAGAGAGGAUUGUAACAGAUGUCCAGAUCUCAUAUGGCUGGAUGCAUGCUGGCUAUCCCAUCAUGGGCCACCUAGAUUCAGUGAAGGAGAUGUUAGACAUGAAGCACAUGCAAACUACUGGUCUUUGGGGUCCUGUCCAUGAGCUGGGACACAAUCAACAGCAGCAAGCAUGGGAGUUUCCCCCUCAUACCACAGAGGCCACCUGCAACCUCUGGUCUGUCUAUGUUCAUGAGAAUGUGCUGGGGAUCCCCAGGCAUCAGGCCCAUCAGGCACUUAGGUCACAGUGUCGGGCAGAAAGGAUAAGAGAGUAUCUGAAGAAAGGCGCUCAACUAAAGGACUGGGUGGUGUGGACUGCUCUGGAGACAUACCUGCAGUUGCAGGAAGGGUUUGGUUGGGACCCCUUCAUCCACCUCUUCUCUGAUUACCAGAAAAUGUCCACCACCCCAAAAGACAACCCUUCUAAGAUGAACUUGUGGGCACAGAAGUUUUCUCAGCAGGUGAACAAGAACUUGGCUCCAUUUUUUACAGCCUGGGGAUGGCCUAUCAAGAAAGAACUGUCUCUGGAACUGUCCUCUUUACCCAGCUGGAAAGAGGACCCAAUGAGAUCCUAUAGACCAUGAGGGAAAAAUACCUAAACCUUGAUUUUCAUAUUAGCUAUGGCCUAUCUUUUUCUCUUUGUGAGCUGCAUGAUAGCUCACUGGGUGCUUAGCUUUACACCAAAUUCUUUAGCUUCUUGCUGUCAAUGGAGGUCAACCCCAAUAGAAAUUCAACAGAAACUUGUGUGCAGAUCAGCAACCACCUAAGUGAUCUUCUGAAGGGUUAAAAAACAAAUGAGCUUUGUUCUGUGUUCUUUGCCUCAGGAGGAAUGUAAUUCUGAGUCAAUUUAGUUGCCACAGAACCUUUCUCUGACGAAAUGGAAGCUUUCAGGGUGGAGCAGUCACUGGAGUGGUCUCAAGGACAAUACCAAUAGAAUAUGGAUCUUUAAAGCAAAUAGUAGCCUCCACAAUGUUGUAUUCUUCAGUUAUUUUCUCAGUAACAGGAGAUUUUCACUAUGGUUUUGGUUACCUUAAAAUCCCUAAUUUUUAAUCGCUCUGAGUAUGCAGAACUUCCACACCUACUAUCAUGAAAGUGACCUUACAAUGCUUAUAUACAGCUUAUAUAAUACAUAGCUGAUACUGAAAUGCUGUAGAUUUCUUCCUAUGUUUGUAUUACUGUGUGGCCCAGCUUUAUGCGAGUAAGUCAGUUGUAAGUUGUAGCUGUCACUCUUACCAUAGCAUGACAGCAAGAUACAUGCUGUGCAAGAUGGGAGAGUGGAAACAAAGAGGUGACUUGAUUGUAGUCAGUAAUGGUUUAACUCAUCAAAGUCAUCAAAGGUUAAAAAAUAGGUGCUGACAUGAUAGCAUGAGGGAGCAGAGAGGAGGAGGACAACAAACAGUUCAUCAAGAGAGAGGACCAGCCUUUUCCAAGGAGCAACAGAAGUUAAUGUUUCUCCCACCUCAUUCAUAAUUGCUUGGCUAUUAUGGGGGCUGGCAGGCAUCUUAAUGCUUAGCCUAAUAGCAUACCAGUCCUAACCCAUUCCUGGUGU
This is a messenger RNA of Haliaeetus leucocephalus (bald eagle), 3795 nucleotides long. RefSeq names its product protein FAM115C-like. Lineage: Eukaryota; Metazoa; Chordata; Aves; Accipitriformes; Accipitridae. The transcript has 8 exons. The record is from RefSeq and is a predicted model, not a curated record. Bases 110 to 2830 code for a protein of 906 amino acids.